AUGGGUCACCACGCAGAUUACUCCGAGUUCCAUGCUCAAGCGGACAAAAAGGAGCUCUUACAGCAAGUUGCGGACUCCUACAAGAGUCUCACUGAGGGGCAAACUAACUGGGUUUGUAACUUGGCCAAUUGUAGCUCAUUACUGUGGCACUGCUACAACGAGGGACUUUCCAAACGAGUGAAUUGGGCAGGUUUCUAUGUACUCGAUCCAGAACACAAAGAUCAGCUUAUUCUGGGCCCAUUUAUGGGCAAGGUCGCAUGCCAGACUAUCAAAAUCGGACUUGGUGUAUGCGGAACAGCGGCAAGCACGCGAAAAACUCAACUCGUGGAGGAUGUCGAGAAAUUUCCUGGACAUAUAGCCUGCGAUGGGGAGACUAAGAGCGAAAUUGUGGUUCCCAUUGUAGCUGAUGGACGACUCGUUGGCGUUUUGGAUAUUGAUUGUCUGGAACUGAACGGGUUUGACGAAGACGAUCAAAGAUACCUCGAAUUUUUGUGUCAAGCGAUCAGCGAAACAUGCAGCUGGAAAAAUUAG
This is a messenger RNA of Ogataea haglerorum, 531 nucleotides long. RefSeq lists its product as uncharacterized. Gene Ontology annotation, molecular function: protein binding; L-methionine (R)-S-oxide reductase activity. The coding region runs from base 1 to 531 and encodes 176 amino acids. NCBI's taxonomy places the organism in Eukaryota, Fungi, Ascomycota, Pichiomycetes, Pichiales, Pichiaceae. The record is from RefSeq and is a predicted model, not a curated record. The transcript has a single exon. Gene Ontology annotation, cellular component: cytosol.